This is a messenger RNA of Didymodactylos carnosus, 2186 nucleotides long. NCBI's taxonomy places the organism in Eukaryota, Metazoa, Rotifera, Eurotatoria, Philodinida, Philodinidae. The record is from the annotation of a GenBank genome assembly.
UUAUCAUGAAUUUUCUCUUUUGAAUCAUGUCAUAACGUUAAAUGAAUGUUAUUUAGUAAUAUAUCUUUGUUACGUGUUCAUUCUUGUAAUUAGAGCGUUAUUUCUAAUCUAAAAUGAAUAAAUUAUACUCAUCGAAAUGUUCAAGAUAGUCUGAAUGGAAGUCAAAUCAAUUAGCAUUUAUCUAACUUCUCUUUCAUGCCGCUUUGGACACUAAAGUGCAGCAAAAAUUAUCAAAAAGGUCGUGUAAUCUAAAUGCCCGUGAGAGGGACGGCGAGAGUGUCUGACAAUUCAUGAUAAAUCGAAGGAGGAGAAAUCAAGGUGCAAAAAGACAAAAUAGAAAAGACUUGACCAAUUAUUUGAAAAUUGCUCAUUUUGAUUUUUUAGUUUUUUUGUGUACUAACAGAGAUACGGUAGAUGAAGUAAAGCGUGAAGGAUAAAUACAAUACAAAUGAUAUGAAGUAAUGCCAUAAACCACAAGGAAAUGGUGUCUAGAAAAUUUAUUGUUUGUUAACGAAUGUCUAAUACUAAGUUUGCCAAAUAUGCAGAAAUUUAGCAUACAUUAUAACAUUACAAAUAAUCUUUCAACCUUACUUUCUUCUGUCAAAAUCUUUUUGUGCUUGGUUUUUUACACUUUUUAUAAAGUGUGGCAGACAUGAAUGAACAAUAGUUUUAUAAAACAUUCGUUUGUUGACAACCAGGGCCGGUGACACCAGUGUCUUCCUAGCAUCAGAAAUCAGAAGCAGUAACAACGGAGUAGAGCCAAGAGAAAAUGGGACUACAAUGAUGACGUUAUAAAUGAACUCGUUAGGAGAUCAUUUGUGUUGACUGAAGCUUCAAACCUCCACAUGUAAAACAGACCAAUCUAAGUGAUGUUUUGCACAUAUCUUGGAAGUCGUAGUUUCGGCUGAAUUUGUAUUUAGUGUUUAUUUUGUAUUUUUAGAUACAAAAUAUUUAGUAUGUAAAACGAUAAAGACGAUGUAUACGACUAUACAUCGUCAUAUAAAUGGUAGUUGUGUUUUUAUGUACUCUCUACAUCAUUAGUCAACGACCAAAAUAAUCAACAGAGAUUUAGAAUGUAGAAAGAGUAUGAAAGAGAACCGAGUGCGAAUUAUUAAAUUUUUACACCGUUUAGAGAACGCCACUGAAGAGAGAACGGUUUUUGAAUUUUUUUGUAGAAGACUGAAAAGAGAACGGUUGUGAGAGAUAUUUUUUCGCUGUAUAUGUGCAGUUUUCUAAAGUAGAAUUUUUCAUACGCACGCUUCUUCAUAUUUAAGGCGCGCGUAAUUCAAAAAUCAAGUACUAUUUUAUUUUUAGCUUUUUUAUAUAUGAUUCGAUAGAGAAUUUGAAGCUGAUCACAAAUAUUGCCUUUUUAGCCUUCCCAGUGCACGUUUGCGCUUCGAAAAUUUGAAAAUAGGAGAAGAGUCAUAAAAUCCGAAAAACUUUCCCGUUUCGAAAAAAGUGGAAUACUUUUUCUUCCUUUUAUUUUGAAACUCUCAAACAGCAUUUUUCUAAUUCAGCGUUGAAAAUUGAAUUGCGAAAUGUGUUUUUGAUGCUUUUGCGCAAACAAUCGAAACAAGAAGAAGAAAAUAAUAAUAUUAGCGACACUUCACAUCAUCGAUACAGAAGGUUUAAGAGUACUACAAUAUAAAGAUAGUGAAGAUACCGUACAGAAAGACAAUCGAUUGGCCUCAUUUGCUGCCUUGCUAGUCGAUGCAACUAUUGUGCUUGUUAAUGGAGAACAGGAUGAAGCAGUAAAAGAUGUUUUACCCAUUGUUAUGUUAGCUUAUCAGCGAUCAAAAUUAGCCGAAACAUUUGGUGAACAGUUAGCAUCAAUGAUGUUUUUGGUUUAUCGUAGCAUAGACGUUAAUCAAGCUGAUCGUAAUUUGAAAUCAAAUAUUCAUGCAUUAAUUGAAAGUCUUGGAAAUUCAUUUCGAUCAUUACAAAAUUAUGGCAAUGAUGAGAUCGAUAAUACGGAAACAGCAAAUUAUAGCUGUUCAUGUAUAACAUCAUUUGGUGAUUUUAGCAGCGAUGUAGGAGACAUUCUAGGUGAAGCGACGGAAGGUGCACCAUCAGAAGAUACGCCAAACACUGCAUAUAGGUUACCCGUUAUGAAACUACCAGAAUAUAUUCAUAAACGUGUUACAACAUCGUCAUCAGGUGUAUCGGGAUUGACAUGGAAAGCAUGA